AUGGAACAACUCUCAAAUAAAUUUCAAUUAUUACAAUGGAAUUUUCGACGCCUUUUGAAUAUUCCACAGAAAACUGUAUCUCCAGUUGUUUGGCGUCCUCCAAUGAUUACGUCAUCACAUGAACCAAGUUCAGAAUUUCGAGAAAAUCUUUCAGAAGAAGAAAAUAAGAGAAUCGAUCGAAUACUCGAAGAACUUUUUCUAUUCUCAAGACUUUCUGUUCGCUUUCCAAAAAAAAUCUCAGAUUCCGAAUGGAAAACUUUUCUUGAAUUGAAAAGUCGAAAAUCAAGAUUUGAUGAAGCAAUGUUUCUGUUUCGAAAAGAGAAAUUGGAAGAAGAAGAUGCUAGGAAAAAGCUCGAAAAAGUGAAUUUCAGAAAAAUAUCAGAACAAAACGUCGGAAGUCGUGUGCCCUCUUAUAUGCUACAUUUUCCAAAUUCAGUCUCAGAAGAAUAUUAUCAAAUGAAAAGAUUGUACGAAGCAUAUCUUCUCGAAAAUCGUCCGAUUCUAGCCGUUGACUGUCAAUUUCUGAGCCGGCUCAGUCCACGGGGACGUGGAUUAACUGCACUUCAACUACAGUACCUCAUCACCGAAAAUCGACGAAACCCCGAUCCAUUUCGCCUUCAUUUUGUAAAUUAUGAUAGUAAAAAUUCGAGUAUUCAAGAUUUGGAGAAGUCAAAAUUACAAAGCAUUCGGAAAUCACACGUUUUUAAUCCUAUUGUCACUGAAAAUGGAUUAGAAACAUACGAGAAUCACUCCAAAAAUGUCAUUUAUCUAUCACCGGAUGCUACAGAAGAAUUAGAAUCUGUGGAUGAUGAUAAAAUUUAUGUAAUCGGAGGAAUCGUGGAUCGUGUACCAGAACCAGGAAUCCCAAAGCAUGCAUCGCUUGAAGCAUCACAAUCUGCAGGAGUAUUUGCCCGAAAACUUCCAAUUGAUCGAUAUGUGGAUUUCAAGUCUGGAUCUAAAUUUUUGACUCUUCUUGCCGUGGCUGAAAUUCUACGCCAGGUUAAUAUCCACGGCGAUUGGAAGAAGGCGAUGAAAGUGGCGAUCCCUGUGAGAAAUACGAGAGGAGCUGACGAGAAGAAUCCAAAAGCACGUGCUGCACAGUUACGGAUUCAUGCUUUUAAUCAGGAAAUUUUAAAGCGAAUCGAUAGAAGGUUAGGUAAAGAUUUUAUUUAGAUUAUAAAAAGUUAUGUUGUUUUUUUUGUUGCUUAUUUAAAAUUGUUGUUUUUUGUCAGAAAUUUUCAAAAAAAAAAUUGUUAAAUCUUUUUCAAAUUACGAAUAAAUAUUUUAUUU
Caenorhabditis elegans is the source of this 1290-nucleotide messenger RNA. It is a transcript of the gene trmt-10C.1, whose product is annotated as RNA (guanine-9-)-methyltransferase domain-containing protein 1. The transcript has 3 exons. NCBI's taxonomy places the organism in Eukaryota, Metazoa, Nematoda, Chromadorea, Rhabditida, Rhabditidae. Bases 1 to 1173 code for a protein of 390 amino acids. The record is from RefSeq and is marked reviewed.